Molecule: messenger RNA, 224 nt
Organism: Acaulospora morrowiae
Lineage: Eukaryota; Fungi; Glomeromycota; Glomeromycetes; Diversisporales; Acaulosporaceae
Source: the annotation of a GenBank genome assembly
ACACACCCAAGAGUAUAGAUCUUGUUUGCUGGUUUCAAGAAAUACGUAACCUGAGAACAAGCAUGGCAAAGGCUCUCAAGCUACUCCUCCAGCAUAGAAAACAAGUCCAAAUCCAGAAACACAGAAAUAAGACAACACAACCAUCAAUUUGCAAAAAAGAAAAUGAUAGACUCAUUUCUCAACAGAAAGCCAACAUAUAUAAAGAUGGACAAGCUGCUUCCUAA